AUGUCAGUAAAGUAUGAAGUGAUCAAAAUUCAGAAUAUUCGUCUUGUGUUUGAUCCGGAAAGCAAGCCCGCCGCGGCUUCCAAUUGGUGGAUAAGCCAAGCCAAUGCUCCAUCUGCAAUCAAAAAAGCCCGCCGUUGCAAGUCACAAGACGCGAUUGUCUGGUGGUGCACCAUGAGCAAGCGCUCAUUCGAUGAGACCAGGGAUAGCCAGGCACCCGAAAGUGGUCACAAUGGCUUGCCCAUCCAUGACUUGCUGUCGCCCGACGACGGGGAGCCAACGCCGACAGGUCCAGCCGGCAAGAAGCCUCGGAACUUCAUCGCCACCGUGGCCUGUGAGACUUGUCGCCUGAAGAAGACAAGAUGCGACGAAUCGCGACCGAAGUGUGGCUUGUGCAAGUCGCUCGGCCUAGACUGUGUCUAUAAUGAGCGCAAAACAUCCAAACGGGAUCAGUCUCUCACUAUGAUCAUGAGCACACUGCAUCGAAUGGAGACCAAGUUGGAAAACAUCCCCUCUUCGAUCCUAAGUGAUCUCCACUCCAUUCGAGGCCAGAUGCAGCAUGCAAGUCUCACCGACAAUUCACUCGACCAUUUGUCACCAGCCAUCGGGAAUGGUGGCCGACCUACAACGACGCCGGGUUCUACCUUUACCCCCGCUGCGCCGGACAAUGACGACUUUGACUGGGAGAACCAACAGCCCGCCCCAGACGCGACGGGCCGCAUCUCUAUUUCGUUCAGCCAGCACGGUGUGAUCGUGUGGCCUGGAGCGCGGCAGAUAUUACCGGAGUCUUUGCUUUCCGCCUACAAAGAACUGGGAAAGAACUAUGUGAUUGAACUGGAGUCGACACGGGCACCCCUGCCCAUGUUCACUAGCCCAUUUCCCCUACAUGCCAGCGAGCAUUGGCUGGAAGCAUUGCCCUUAGCAAUGAUCAAAGGCCUGGCAGAUGCUUUCUUUGGCGUAUUCAACCCAUUUACCCCGAUCAUGGACAAGAGCUUUUUCUUCUCGUUCACCCUUGGCUCGGCGAUUGAGAGCGGCUUUGGCCAUACGCUGGAGAGCUGUAUUGUCCUCAGUGUUAUGGCCCUGGGCUGCGUGGCUGUGCUUGCAUAUCAGGAAGGCAACUAUCCGCUACCUGGAUCCCAGAGUCAUAACUUUGAGCACCCGGAGUGGAUGAAUGUGGUGUAUGAAGAGCAGCCUGGCCUGCGGUUCUUCAACGAGGCUCGUCGGCGCAUUGGCUUCUUGAUGUGUGACAACGACAUUCAAAGCUGCCAGUUUUACCUUCUCUCUUCGGUCUAUUACAGCCAGAUACUGCGUCCAAUGGACUCCUGGGCAAUGAUACACCGUGCCGCAACGUGCUGUCUAUCAAUGUUAACAAAUCAUGAGGUGAACUUCGACGAGUGGGAAGGUGACAUGAAAUCCCGUGUAUACUGGAACUGUCUGAUGAACGAGACCAUUCUCGUACAAGAGCUGCAUCUUCCACCAAGUGGCAUCUCACGACUCGAAGAGCAGAUUCCAAUUCCCAAGUUCAUUGGCUUUGAUACCACUGGCUACGUGCCAAUCAGAUUUCCAUCGUCAACGACGGUCGACGAUUCAUACUUCCAAUACCACUUCCUCGCGCAGGUAGCACACCGCAUUAUUCUCACUCGCAUCCGUCACUCUCUAUACUUCUAUUCCGACUCGGGAUCAAUUCCCCUGCCAGCCGUAAAUGUCGAACUCCACCAUCAGCUCGAACAAUGGCGUACGAAUCUCCCAGCCGCAAUUAAAUUUCCCGACUUAACAAACUCGCUCUCACACUCCACCCCCGGCGACCUUUCUCUACACCCGUCACCAAAAACGCCUGCAUCCCCUCAUCCGUCGCCACGGCCAGAUGAUAAGCGCCGCCCCCUGUCCCCAGCAGUAGCAGUAACAGACGCAAUGCUCCAUGGCCGACAUAUGAUCGCCCAAUUCCACAUCGGUCGUCCAUACCUGUACAAAGCACUUCGGAUCCCCGAAAAACUCACCGACGACGAUCUGGAGCAGAUCAAAAGCGGACUGCGGAAUGCAAUGGAUUGGCCUGUUAUCCAAGGCAUAUUCCAAGAUAUGAAGAGUUGCAUUCCGAUUAAGUUUGCUUUUUGUUCGCAAUUCUUUGGUCAAGUUCUUAUCUUUUAUUGCAUUGCGCACUCGCCCAGUUAUCGUGUCCGCCAGACUCUUCCACAGGGUUGGGAGCGCUGGAACCAGGAAAUGAUGAACUUUUUGAAGGACUGUGCGCCUCACAGCCCUGCAGUUACGCAAGAUCUGGAACUCUUGCGCUUAUUGUGGCCAAACCACGAAUAA
This is a messenger RNA of Penicillium taxi, 2307 nucleotides long. RefSeq lists its product as uncharacterized. NCBI's taxonomy places the organism in Eukaryota, Fungi, Ascomycota, Eurotiomycetes, Eurotiales, Aspergillaceae. Gene Ontology annotation, biological process: regulation of DNA-templated transcription; DNA-templated transcription. The transcript has 6 exons. The record is from RefSeq and is a predicted model, not a curated record. Gene Ontology annotation, molecular function: zinc ion binding; DNA binding; DNA-binding transcription factor activity, RNA polymerase II-specific. The coding region runs from base 1 to 2307 and encodes 768 amino acids.